UAGCUAUGAAAGUUUUAACUGGGAAAUUUGUAGUAGUCUUUGUAAACAUUUCAUUAUUUAUAUCACCAAGAGCAAUUAAACAACAAAACAAUAAUUUUUGUUAAAAGACUCGCAAAAAGUAUUUUGAAUUAUUUUAUUAAGUAAUAAGUGGAACAGUGAAUUUCUAUUUGUAAGAACAAAAAUGAGUAUUCCCCAAGGAGUGUUGUACCCAACCGGUUCCCUUUACGUGGGGGAUUUACAUCCCGAUGUAACAGAAGCGAUGCUUUACGAAAAAUUCACCACAGCAGGACAAGUACUAUCCCUACGGGUUUGUCGUGAUGUCAGAACGAAACAAUCCUUAGGAUAUGGAUAUGUGAAUUUUAGUCAAACACAGGAUGCGGAAAGAGCUUUGGACACCAUGAACUUUGAUCUUCUUAAGGGUAAACCCAUUCGUAUUAUGUGGUGUCAACGUGAUCCUGCAUUGAGAAAAUCCGGAAUCGGAAACGUUUUCAUAAAAAAUCUGGAUAAAAAUAUAGACAAUAAAGCCAUGUUUGACACUUUUUCGGCUUUUGGAAAUAUUCUCAGUUGCAAGGUAGCACUCGACGACAAUGGUUAUUCUAAAGGUUAUGGAUUUGUGCAUUUCGAAAAUGAAGAGGCUGCCGAGAAAGCAAUAGAAAAAGUUAAUGGUAUGUUAUUAAACAACAAAAAAGUUUAUGUUGGAAAGUUCAUACCAAGAGUAGAACGAGAGAAAGAAUUAGGUGAACGAGCUAAACAAUUCACUAACAUUUAUGUGAAAAACUUUGGUCCAAACAUGUCAGACGAUAAAUUUUCGGAAAUAUUCAGUAAAUUUGGAGAAAUUACAAGCAGUGUCGUAAUGAGAAAUAUCGAAGGACUAUCGAAAGGUUUCGGUUUCGUCGCCUACACUGAUCCGAGUUCAGCAGAAAGAGCAGUUGAAGCAUUGAAUGGGAAGCAAUUAGACGGUAACGUUUUAUAUGUGGGCAGAGCCCAAAAGAAAAUUGAACGUAUCAAUGAAUUGAGGAAACGAUACGAACAACUACGCCAAGAACGUUCUACCCGUUUUCAAGGAAUCAAUUUAUAUAUAAAGAAUCUCGAUGAUACAUUUGAUGACGAAAAAUUGAGGCAGGAAUUUUCGGCUUAUGGCACAAUAACUUCUGCUAAAGUGAUGUACGAAAAUGGAAGAAGCAAAGGUUUUGGUUUUGUGUGCUACAGUGUUCCAGAAGAAGCAACAAAAGCAGUUUCGGAAAUGAAUGGAAGAAUGGUGGGAAGCAAACCAUUAUAUGUGGCUUUAGCUCAAAGAAAAGAAGAUCGUAGGGCCUUCCUUAAUAGUCAAUAUUUGCAGAGAGCCCAAGCUUUGAGACAUCAUAAUAGCAUUAAUUUUCCUACAACUACUCCACCAUUUUUGAUUCCAGCUGUUGCUCAAGGUCCUAGAUUCUACAAUCAUCUAAAUUCUUUGAACCACAUCAGACCGGCUCCACGUUGGCCUGCUACACCAAAUUCAAUUCGACCUAACGGAACAUUCAGCUUGUCUCUAAUCAAUUCUCCUUACAGAACCACUUCCAGAUCUUCAGUUAAUGUUCGUAACACAAUGCACCCAAGAGCCAUCACCGGACAACAACAAGCUCCCCCGUCUAAGCCCAAUAGUAAAUUCACAAGCUCUACCAAGAAUUCAGUCAGGCCUCUCAACGUAGGAAUUGGUAACGGAGGAGAUGUUUCUCUUAAUCCUAAUGUACUAGCAGGCACUCCACCCCAAGAACAAAAACAAAUUAUUGGAGAAAAGUUAUUCAGGGUGAUUGAAAAAAUGUACCCAGAUAAUGCUGGUAAAAUAACUGGAAUGUUAUUAGAAAUAGACAAUACCGAAUUGAUACAUAUGAUCGAAAACAAAGAUUCACUAAGAGCUAAAGUAGAAGAAGCGAUUGCAGUACUCCAGGCUCACCAAGCAAACGCUAAGAAGGGGAUCAUUGUACAGAACUAAUUAUAUAUUUUUUUUUAUAAUCGGUGUUGUGUGUAUGCUUAAGAGUGUUAGUUCUUUGAGUUUAAAAACUAUAUAUUUUUUUAUAUUUUGUAAGAUUUUAGAAAAGACAAUGUUACUUUUCUUUUCAGAAAGCAACGUUGUGAAAAUUAUAAAAAUAUGACGAAACUUCAUUUUUAAAUACCCUUUUAUAAUUUUUUCUAGAACUGCAUAUUUUUUUAUUUCAUUGUUAGAAAAAAAAUAAAUAAAAAGUCAACAAAU
This is a messenger RNA of Diorhabda sublineata, 2230 nucleotides long. Its product is annotated as polyadenylate-binding protein 4-like. Gene Ontology annotation, molecular function: RNA binding. Gene Ontology annotation, cellular component: ribonucleoprotein complex. Lineage: Eukaryota; Metazoa; Arthropoda; Insecta; Coleoptera; Chrysomelidae. Bases 182 to 1972 code for a protein of 596 amino acids. The record is from RefSeq and is a predicted model, not a curated record. The transcript has a single exon.